Rhodotorula graminis WP1 is the source of this 1131-nucleotide messenger RNA. RefSeq lists its product as uncharacterized. Gene Ontology annotation, biological process: tricarboxylic acid cycle. The transcript is spliced from 11 exons. Gene Ontology annotation, molecular function: succinate-CoA ligase (GDP-forming) activity; succinate-CoA ligase (ADP-forming) activity. NCBI's taxonomy places the organism in Eukaryota, Fungi, Basidiomycota, Microbotryomycetes, Sporidiobolales, Sporidiobolaceae. The record is from RefSeq and is a predicted model, not a curated record. Gene Ontology annotation, cellular component: mitochondrion; succinate-CoA ligase complex (ADP-forming). The coding region runs from base 12 to 1022 and encodes 336 amino acids.
CUCUCGCAAAGAUGGCCAUCAAGCUCGCUGCCCGCUCCAUCCUCCAACAGGUGCCCAAGCGCGCCUUCUCGACCACCAAGGCCGCCAAGGACCUCAGCCUGUACGACAAGUCGAUCCCGAACCUGCGUCUCCGCCCCGACUCGACCGUCAUCUGCCAGGGCUUCACCGGCAAGACUGCCACCUUCCACUGCAAGGAGGCGCUCGCGUUCGGCACCAAGCUCGUCGGCGGCGUCUCGCCCAAGAAGGCCGGCACCGAGCACCUCGGCCUUCCCGUCUUUGGCUCGGUCCGCGAGGCCAACGACAAGGUCAAGCCCGAAGCGACCGUCAUCUACGUCCCUCCCCCUUUCGCUGCCGACGCCAUCAUCGAGGCCAUCGAGGCCGAGAUUCCCCUCAUCGUCUGCAUCACCGAGGGCAUCCCGCAGCAGGACGAGGUUCGCGUCGCGCAAGCGCUCCGCAGGCAGACCAAGUCGCGCCUCGUGGGCCCCAACUGCCCGGGCAUCAUCGCCCCGGCUCCUGGCGGCGGCGGCUGCAAGAUCGGCAUCAUGCCCGGCAACAUCUUCACGCCCGGCUCGGUCGGUGUCGUCUCGCGCUCGGGCACGCUCACGUACGAGGCUGUCGACGCGACGACCAAGAUCGGUCUCGGCCAGUCGCUCUGCGUCGGCAUCGGUGGCGACCCGUUCCCGGGCUCGCAGCACAUCGACGUCCUCAAGGUGUUCAUGGAGGACGAGGCGACCAAGGGUAUCGUGCUCAUCGGCGAGAUUGGCGGCUCGAUGGAGGAGGAGGCGGCCGAGUACCUCGAGAAGUACAACGUCCAGAACAAGCCCGUCGUCGGCUUCAUCGCUGGUCGCACCGCUCCCCCAGGCCGUCGCAUGGGUCACGCCGGUGCCGUCAUCUCGGGCGGCAAGGGCAAGGCCGAGGACAAGGUUGCCGCGCUCGAGAAGGCCGGCGUCAUCAUGGUGCCCUCGCCCGCUCAGCUCGGUACCGCCCUGCACAAGGCGAUGAAGGCGGCUGGCCUCGUCUAAACGUGCCUCGAGGUCUCGGCGUUUCUGUUCCUCCUCCUCCGUCCUCUCCACAAUAUCCUCAUCUCAUUCUCUCUCGUCUCUCUGUGUGCAACUCGAACGGCAUAGAUCU